AUGGUUCCCCAUGGAAGUAAUUCCGCAGCGGAUGCCUUAGCAAAACUUGCAAAGGAAUUUGCAUGUCUUGAGGAAGAUUCCAUCCCUAUAGAGAUCCAGGGUCAUAAAGCCCUCUCUCUUACAGAUUUGGAACACAUUAGUAAGACUCCCCUUAAGAUCCUUUCUGCCUCUUCGACAACCGACGAAGAAGGCGAUUGGAGACGACCCUUAAUCGACUAUCUUAAAGAAAGGAAGCUUCCCCAGGAUAAAUCACUCUCCAACCAGAUUAAGAAAUGUGCCCUAUCAUACGCACUAGUCAACAAUUUGUUAUACCGUCGGUCCUUCGAUCACAUGUGGCUGCGCUGUUUGGACCAGCGAGAAGCCCUAAAGAUUGUUAAUGAGGUUUAUUCAGGACUAUGCG
Dendrobium catenatum is the source of this 400-nucleotide messenger RNA. RefSeq lists its product as uncharacterized. The record is from RefSeq and is a predicted model, not a curated record. The transcript has a single exon. The annotation marks the transcript as partial. Lineage: Eukaryota; Viridiplantae; Streptophyta; Magnoliopsida; Asparagales; Orchidaceae.